UUCGGCUCAGACAUUGAUAGAGUGAAUUGGUCUACCAUUUCUUGAAAUCUCUAUUUUGAAUUCAAGAUUGUGGUGUAACGCGUAUCCCUUUUCCUUUUGUUCCGGUCAUGGAAUAAAUGAAAUAAAUAGAAAAAAGGAAAUUUGUUCAAGAAUGAAAUCUUAUUGGAAUUAUCCAUAUCUAGUUCAUCUUUUGAAAACCAUUUCCCAUUUCGGAUAUGAUGAAAUAUGAUUAAAUAGGACAAUGCAAAUUCUUUCUAAAAAAAUCAGCAUUCUACUUCUCAUGUCUCCUCUAAGUAUUAAACAGUAACAGACAUUUUUUUUUCCAUUUUACUAUGCUUAACUGCACGACACUGAUAAUAGAAGGUUUUAUUUGUUGGGGAAAAAAUCUUAAAAUUGCCUCAGCACACUAUAUUUUAAUUACUGAAAUCAAGAAAAGGAGGAAUAUUAAUCCCCAUUAUACUCUGCAAUUUACCGCUUUCAUAUUCUUAUAAUUCUAAUUUUAGUUUUGAUUUUCAACUCUUGGUAUUUUUAUUGUUCUAAUGCGUAUAACAAGGCUUAUUUUGCAAGAAACUAGCCUUUCUUAAGAAGCUUUCUAGGGAGUAGGAGAUAUUCAAAAGGCAUUCUGUUUGCUUUUUUCUAAAGUUACCAAACCUAAGAUCCCUUUUUCUUUUUCCAAAUUUUAUUUUAUGUUAAUAGGUUCUUUUAUUCUUUCUGAUGCACCUUGGAUGACUCGGACAACAGAAAUGAAGAACAUUUUAGUUUGUUCAGCAGCAUUGCAGUUUGAGCAAUCAGUUAAGAGCCUCUUACCUGAUCUUGCUGGCCAGUACAAUAUUACCUCUUCAGACAGUAGUAAAUAUCGAGCACUAAAACAAUGUAGUAAAGAUUCAGUGCUUAGCAAGGUGAACAAACUUGGUAAAAGAGCAGACAGCUUUGCUCAUAGAUUCCGAGAGCACGUGAGACUAGGAUCCAAGAUCACAGAAACUGUAAAGGGAAAGUUGAGCUUGGGAGCUAAAAUUCUUCUAGUAGGUGGAUUAAGGAAGAUCUACAAGCAGUUGUUUAAUGUCAGAGAAGGUGAAAAGUUAUUGAAGGCUGUCCAAUGCUAUUUGUCAACCACAGCAGGACCCAUUGCAGGUCUGCUCUUCAUAUCCACAGAUAAGAUUUCCUUCUGCAGUGACAGAUCAAUCAAAGUUUCUUCCCCCUCAGGAGAGCUAAUUCGAUUCCAUUACAAGGUAGUGAUUCCAGUAGGAAAAAUAGAGAGAAUCAACCAAAGUGAGAAUGUGAAGAAGCCUUCACAGAAGUACAUGGAAAUAGUUACUGUGGAUAAUUUUGACUUCUGGUUUAUGGGGUUCCUAAAUUACCAGAAAACUUUUCAAUAUCUUCAAGAUGUGAUCUCCUCAGAAUGGAAGAACUGCUAGAUGGCUUGGAAGAGUGUCAUAUGAACUGGGAGGAAAUUCACUAUACAAUUUACUCAAUUGUACAAAUUAUUUUGUGAAUGACAAGUUGUUAUGCUAUCUGCUUCUUCAUCCUAUCUCUUCCAAGUGUCAAAAAUUUUACAUCAAAAUCCUUCUGUUUAGACCCA
This is a messenger RNA of Momordica charantia (bitter melon), 1579 nucleotides long. The record is from RefSeq and is a predicted model, not a curated record. Lineage: Eukaryota; Viridiplantae; Streptophyta; Magnoliopsida; Cucurbitales; Cucurbitaceae.